Messenger RNA from Pseudomassariella vexata, 828 nucleotides. RefSeq lists its product as uncharacterized. The record is from RefSeq and is a predicted model, not a curated record. The transcript is spliced from 2 exons. The coding region runs from base 170 to 544 and encodes 124 amino acids. NCBI's taxonomy places the organism in Eukaryota, Fungi, Ascomycota, Sordariomycetes, Amphisphaeriales, Pseudomassariaceae.
GACGAUACCAUUCAUUCGCAUCCAGACUUCGUCCGAGAUCUCCAGCUUACAACAAGUCAACUUUGGACGCCAGCUCACUUCUUCCACCAACCAUCGCAAUGGCUGGUUCUGGUAACAAGCCGCGGCCCAUGCCGGCGAGUCAGCCUUCCUGCUCUCGCUGAUUGAGCACAUGGAAGGUGUCCCCUCCAUUAAUUGGGACAAAUUCGCCAAAGCGAACAAGUACAACAGUCCUACCGUCGCCAAGAACCGUUUCUACAACAUCAAAAAGCGACUGGGCAUCAUGCGCGGUGGGAAAGCGGACGGUAGCUCCAGCACUUGCAAGGCGGCCAAGGUCACCAAGCCUCAAUCUACCCGUGGUCGGCUCCCCAAGACAUCGCAGGCCAAGAAGGGAAAUGAGGUCGAGGAUGAGGAUGAGGCGGAUGAUGAUGAGAGCGAACUAUAUGACUUCUCUCUGUCGUACAAGAAGAAGAAGCAACAGAAGCAGGAGUUUGAGGACGAUGAGGAUGCUGAGGCACAGCUUCUCCUUGAGGCAUGUGCCGCUUAGGCCGAUUCAUACACAUACGUUGACUCUUUGACAUCUUCACCUUGGGGAAGGCACAUCAUCGCUUGAUUUUCAUCUCGAGGCAUCUUGAAGGAGGUCGUUGCAUUGGAUGGGUCGCGCUCUGAAGGAAGGCACAUAGUCAGGUGGUUUGUCGUCGAAAGGGUGCUUUUGUGAAGGGGCCACGACUGAUUUGAGGGCACACAGAACUCUGCGAUGGCUUAAAGGAUAAUGGCAGCUUCACCUGUGAGUAGUUUUCUUUUGAGUAGCAAUUUCGACUCUCUUCACAC